Messenger RNA from Dromiciops gliroides (monito del monte), 531 nucleotides. RefSeq names its product double-headed protease inhibitor, submandibular gland-like. The record is from RefSeq and is a predicted model, not a curated record. Gene Ontology annotation, molecular function: protein binding; serine-type endopeptidase inhibitor activity. Lineage: Eukaryota; Metazoa; Chordata; Mammalia; Microbiotheria; Microbiotheriidae. The transcript is spliced from 6 exons. The coding region runs from base 1 to 531 and encodes 176 amino acids.
AUGAAUUUUCAAGUUAUUGUGUCUUCCCACUAUAGUGUGGAAUUAGAAGGACUCAUAGGAUUGUCACCAUCAAGACCUGUUAUAGACACCACCACCAUGAAGACAUCAACAUCCCUGGCUCUCCUUGCCCUUGAAGCUCCUACCUGGGCUAUCUUUGCCUCUGGUUUCUUAUACUUCACUUCCCUCCACAAUCUCUACAAUCCAUCCACACUGGCCUAUUUGAUGUUGUACAGAUAUGACCCUUGGGGGCAGGUUGAUUGCUCCAUGUAUCCCAGCACCAGCAAGAGUGUAAUAUGCUCUGAUGACUUCAAACCAAUCUGUGGUACUGAUAAGAAAACUUAUGUGAAUGAAUGUUCACUCUGUGCUGCUAAUGCAGAAAAAGGGUUGAAUAUCAAGAAGCUGCAUAAUGGGGAAUGUAUUGAGUGCCCAAGACAAGAACAGACUGCUUGUACCAUGGAAUAUAUGCCCCACUGUGGCUCUGAUGGUCGUACUUAUGCAAACAAAUGUGCCUUCUGCAAUGCUGUUGUGUGA